GCCGGGGGGGCGCUCGGGAGUCGGACUUGCCUGUAAGUGUAGACACCCACUCGGUCCUCUAGAGUCGCAGAGAGAGUCGUCCGGAAGGGAAGGCGAGCGCAAGCAUGGCGGUGAACCUGAGCAAGAACGGGCCGGAGCUCACGGCCGCCUACCGGGAGGUGGUGGAUGAGAAGUCGGGCACCAACUGGGUGCUGUUCACCUAUGAGGGAAAUACCAAUGACAUCCGGCUGGCGGAGAAGGGAGAGGGAGGUCUGGAGGAGCUCGUGGAGGAGCUCAACAGUGGGAAGGUCAUGUAUGGCUUCUGCCGUGUCAAAGACCCAAACUCCGGACUGCCCAAAUACGUCCUUAUCAACUGGACUGGUGAAGGGGUCAAGGAUGCCAGGAAAGGGCAGUGUGCCAACCACGUGAGCACCAUAGCCAACUUCCUGAAGGGAGCCCACGUGACCGUCAAUGCCCGUGCGGAGGAGGAUGUGGAGCCGGAGUCCAUCAUGCAGAAGGUGGCUAAGGCAUCAGGGGCCAACUACAGUUUCCAUAAAGAGUCCAGCCGCUUCCGGGACACUGGCCCCCAGGGCCCUGUGGGCUCCGUCUACCAGAAGACCAAUGCCAUGUCCGAGAUCAAGAAGACCAACAAAGACAACUUCUGGGCUCAGACUGAGAAAGAUGAAGAGAAGCGGCAGGAGGAGGAGCGCAGGAAGGCAGAGCUGGAAAGGCAGCGACUGGACCAGGAACGCAAGGCCCGGGAGGCCAAGGAGGCCCAGGAGAGGGAGUGUCGCGACAAGAAACGGGCCAUUCAGAUUGAACAGCAAAAGAAAUUCCAGCAACAGCAGGAAGUGGAGAGCAGAGACCAGCAGAGAAACCAGUUGGAAGAGCAGGAGAAGGAGUUUCAGGCCUCUCAGAAGAAAGGCUUUAACCGUGGAGAAUCUGUAGCCAAAGCCAGUGAGGCAGCCUCUGUGAUCUCUCAGCGCUCGAUGAACCCCAGGGACCUGUUUCAACAGAGAGAGAGGGAUGCAACACCAGACAGCACCGCUGUCAGUUCCCAGCCAGGGCGGUUGCGUAGCCCCUUUCUCUCCAAGCAGCUCAGUGACUCUGAACCAUCAGGCUUGCCCCUGCACCAAGCUUCACCUUUGUGCCAAGCCUCACCAGAGCCGGCCCCGCUGAUCUCCUGUGUCACACCGCCAGAGCCCUGUAUGGAGGAGCCCCCCAGGAACCAGGCAGAAGCUGUUCCAGUAGAGUGCUGGAAAGAGACUCCCCCAGAGUUCCCUGCACAGGAGGGAGUGCCACAGGAGGAGGAAGACCUAUAUGAAUCUAUGCCAGAAGAUGCCGUUUAUGAGGAACCACCCCAGGCUGCAUCAGUGGAGGACAAUGCCACAGACCAGGGCAUCUGUGCGCGGGCACUCUACGAUUACCAGGCUGCUGAUGACACUGAGAUCUCCUUUGACCCUGACGAGAUCAUCACAGGGAUCGAGAUGAUUGAUGAGGGCUGGUGGCGAGGCUAUGCACCAGAUGGUAGCUUUGGAAUGUUCCCAGCCAACUACGUGGACCUCCUCUAAGGCUUGAGUCUCUCCCAAUGGCCGAGAGCCUCCGCCCCCCCACUCUGCAAAACAGAAAUUUGUGGGGCCACAAGCAAAGCCACAAACAUGCCUUAAGAACUGGUGUUAUUCCAAAAGUAUGAAUGAAUUAAAAAAGGGACCAUGGGAUUUUGUAACUAUGUUAAAUGAUUUUUUUUUUUUCCUUCUGUAUUAUUUGGGAUCAGCACUUCCACAGGAUCACAUGAGAUAUAAAGGAAAAGUUUGGUCUCAUUUGUAGGGAUGAGGAUGGAGGGCAGCAGUGCCACCUACAGGCUGUUUUAGCAAACCUUGUGUUACUAAGCAGCACUGAAUAGUGUAAAAUUAAAUGCUUUAACCACUCACCCCCUGCUCCUUUUCUGUGCUGUCAGAGCAGUGGAGCCAUAGUCGCAGAUCCAGUUUGUUUUUGAAUUUGAGGUGAUUUAAAAUGUUAUUGAAUUUUCUCUGUACCAGGCCUUGUUCCUCUUGGCCGAUGUGUCUUAGCUUAAAUUUUCCUAUCUACUGUUUCUAUUUUGACCGGAUAAUUAUUGAAACUUUGCUUAUGUUCAUUUACUACUUUUGUAUUCCUUUUAACCUUUUUAAAAAAAUUGGAAUGAGCAU
This is a messenger RNA of Scleropages formosus (Asian bonytongue), 2165 nucleotides long. It is a transcript of the gene dbnla, whose product is annotated as drebrin-like a. Gene Ontology annotation, cellular component: postsynaptic density; postsynaptic membrane; actin filament. Gene Ontology annotation, molecular function: actin filament binding. Gene Ontology annotation, biological process: postsynaptic actin cytoskeleton organization; neuron projection morphogenesis; positive regulation of dendritic spine morphogenesis. The transcript has 15 exons. The record is from RefSeq and is a predicted model, not a curated record. Bases 105 to 1550 code for a protein of 481 amino acids. NCBI's taxonomy places the organism in Eukaryota, Metazoa, Chordata, Actinopteri, Osteoglossiformes, Osteoglossidae.